Messenger RNA from Ipomoea triloba (trilobed morning glory), 1487 nucleotides. RefSeq lists its product as uncharacterized. The coding region runs from base 82 to 660 and encodes 192 amino acids. NCBI's taxonomy places the organism in Eukaryota, Viridiplantae, Streptophyta, Magnoliopsida, Solanales, Convolvulaceae. The transcript has 2 exons. The record is from RefSeq and is a predicted model, not a curated record.
CAAUUCCCAAGCUCUGAACCAUAUAUAUAUAGUCUUGUGAUCCAUGUAUAAUAUGAGAAAGAAAAUCAUAGUAACACAAAGAUGACAAGCGGCAGCAAAGGAGAAGGGAGUGGCAGUGGCAGUACUCCGGCGCCGGCGCCGGAUUCUGGCUUUGAGUGUUGCAUGUGUGGAGAUCAUGGGCUGUCGUUUGAGCUUUUCCGAUGCAAAUCUUGCCAAGUUAGAUCCCAGCACAGAUAUUGCAGCAAUUUGUAUCCGAAAGCGGAGUCUUAUCGCCUCUGCAAUUGGUGCCUAAGCGACAAGGAUAACUCUUCCAAUUCCUCGUCGUCGUGUCGAGUCAAAACGGAAGCUGAUCGGAAAAUCAAGAAUGUAAAAUUACCGCCGCCGCCGCCGCCGCAAACUGAAAAGAAUAUAAGCCCAAAGGGGAAAAAGGCCCCUAUGAAGCUGCGAGUCAAGAGUCCUCCUCCCAUCACCAAACUGAAGACCACCGCGUCGCCGGAACAAUCGCCGCCGUCUGUGGUGGCCAGAAAACGGGUCGCCGCCGCCGGGGGCGGCGGCAUUGAGGAGAGGCUGAGGAGGACAAAAUCGGAAAACGGAAUCGUAAAACCUGUGUUUAGAAACAAGGUGAGAAGGUACAAGCUUUUGGAAGAGGUCUCAAGCUAGCAGCUAAUAUUGAAUAAAAUAUACUGUUUUCAUGAUACAAAAAUAAUAAUAUUAAUAAUAAUCAAUUUUCUCAUAGAUUUUUUUUUUCUGGGCCUUAUUAUUUUUGUUUUUGUGGUUUUCAUUUUCAUGGUCCCAAAAAUUCCUUUUACACGCAAAUUUGCAUACAUACAUAGACUUGGAAUUUUAUCUUGGAACCCUUUGAUGAAUGACAGUUCAUACAUAAGAGCAAACUAGGGUUAAUGGAGUCUCUCAUUGACCUUGACUUCAUCUUCUUUCACAUUCAAUUUCCCAACAAACCCUUCUUGCUUUUACCCACACUUUGAGUUAUGAACAACCUAAGUUGAUUUACUUUAUUAUAAUUCUUUAUGGGUUAGAAUCACAAGACAUGAUUUACUAAAUGCAUACUCUCAAAUAGUGACUGUGAAUUUCUCUCUUCAUUCAGAAAAAUUUAACACUUGCCAGAUGAUGAAUAACAGAUAUUGGAACAACCUCAAAACGACACAAAUGUUUACGUACAUAUACAUACACAUGCAUAUACAUAUAGCUAGGUUAGGGAUUUCUAUUCACUAAUCACUAUGCGGUGUCUCACACCGUGGCACAUGUUGGCAAUCAUUCUUGCAUUGACACACUUUUCUUUACGUUCACAAAGUUUACAACUUAAUCUUCGGUUGAGUUCAUGAUGUCUAACUAACUGUCGGGACGGUUAGUUAGGGAACGAAAUCAUUAUUAGGAGACAUUGGGUUCAUGUUAUGCGUUUAAGAAUUUAGGGUAAGACUCGACCGAAUGUUAUAUAUCUUAGCUUCGUGAAAACGUCAAAUUUUGAGAAA